Messenger RNA from Lingula anatina, 1227 nucleotides. RefSeq names its product scavenger receptor cysteine-rich type 1 protein M130. The record is from RefSeq and is a predicted model, not a curated record. Gene Ontology annotation, cellular component: membrane. NCBI's taxonomy places the organism in Eukaryota, Metazoa, Brachiopoda, Lingulata, Lingulida, Lingulidae.
AUGGUGGAAGAUGGGGGAGGGUUUGUGGCUACGGGGCUUGUCGACCAUGAUCCGAGAGGAACAGGGGCAUUUUGGCUGUCCGAUGUUAACUGCGCAGGCACGGAGGCGGCCUUGUACAACUGCUCAUCCGGAGGUUGGGACACCAUCAGCUCUGUAUGUGGCAACAAUAACUAUGACGACGCUGGGGUCAUCUGUAAAGCACAGGGCGAUGGGGAAUUGCGACUUGUUAACACAUCAAAUGCAUACGAAGGUAGCUUGGAAAUACAAUAUGGUGGAAGAUGGGGGAGGGUUUGUGGCUACGGGUGGGAUCUUACAAGUGCCAACGUAGCGUGCAAGCAGCUUGGUUUUACCGGAGCCCAUACGCCGAUAUCAAAUAUGUCAACGAGGGGAACAGGGCGAUACUGGAUUCAGAAUUUGAAUUGUCAGGGAUCCGAGGCGUCCCUGUCAGAUUGCUACCAUGACGGCGUUGGAGGAAUAAGCUCACAGUAUUGUGACGAGACCUUAUCACAUGAUGCUGGCGUUCUGUGUAGAGGGCCCAAUGACGGAGAUGUCAGAUUGGUUGGUCCCACCCAAUACAUGGGUCGAGUUGAGAUCUUCUACGCAGGAAACUGGGGGAGAGUGUGUACUAACGGGUGGUCGCUGAGUGACGCCGUAGUGACCUGCAGACAGCUUGGUUUUAGUGGAGCAGUCGGAUCCUUCACAAGUUUGACACCGAGGGGAACUUCGAGGGUGCUUCUAGGUAGCUUGGAAAUACAAUAUGGUGGAAGAUGGGGGAGGGUUUGUGGCUACGGGUGGGAUCUUACAAGUGCCAACGUAGCGUGCAAGCAGCUUGGUUUUACCGGAGCCCAUACACCGAUAUCAAAUAUGUCAACGAGGGGAACAGGGCGAUACUGGAUUCAGAAUUUGAAUUGUCAGGGAUCCGAGGCGUCCCUGUCAGAUUGCUACCAUGACGGCGUUGGAGGAAUAAGCUCACAGUAUUGUGACGAGACCUUAUCACAUGAUGCUGGCGUUCUGUGUAGAGGGCCCAAUGACGGAGAUGUCAGAUUGGUUGGUCCCACCCAAUAUAUGGGUCGAGUUGAGAUCUUCUACGCAGGAAACUGGGGGAGAGUGUGUACUAACGGGUGGUCGCUGAGUGACGCCGUAGUGACCUGCAGACAGCUUGGUUUUAGUGGAGCAGUCGGAUCCUUCACAAGUUUGACACCGAGGGGAACUUCGAGGACCAAUUGA